ACAGUUGAACCUUUGUGCUUGAGUUCCCCCAUAAGAAAAAGAAAAGGCAUACUUCUUCUUCUUAAUCUCUUAAACGUGCAAUUUUCCGACUUAGGGUUUCGGCGAGAGCUCAUAAGUAGAAGCUACUCGAUCGUUUCGGAUUUCGAUUAUCAUUGUUUGGAUUCCUCGGGGUUUGAUCGGGUGUUAGUCUGACUAAAAUGGCUCCAGUUCCGGAUCCGAACAGUGUUGCCGGUGGUGCGAAGCGGGAUGAAGCUACGUUGAAGGUUCCUUCUAAGGAUCCCAAGAAGAAGGAUGAUAAAAAGGAAGAUGAUCUGUCGGAAGAGGACUUGCAACUAAAGCAGAACCUGGAGCUCUAUGUUGAGAGAGUUCAGGACCCCAAUCCUGAGUUGCAGAAAGCUGCUCUUGAAAGCAUGAGGCAGGAAAUUCGUGACGCAACAAGCUCCAUGACAUCAGUUCCAAAACCCCUCAAGUUUCUCCGUCCUCAUUAUGGAACUCUCAAGGAAUUUCAUAUAAAAAUGGCGGAUUCUGAUCUCAAAAAAAUGUUGGCUGAUAUACUUUCUGUCCUGGCAUUGACCAUGUCUGCUGAAGGUGAAAGGGAAAGCUUAAAGUAUAGGUUGACUGGAACAGAGGGUGACAUAGGAUCUUGGGGUCACGAGUAUGUCAGGAAUUUGGCCGGAGAGAUUGCAGAAGAGUAUACAAUGCGUCAGGGUGAAGAGUCCUCUAUUGAAGACUUAAUGGAACUUGUGCGGCAAAUUGUUUCUUUUCACAUGAAGCAUAAUGCUGAAACUGAAGCUGUUGACCUUUUAAUGGAUGUUGAGGAUCUUGAUCUCUUACUUGAGCAUGUUGACAGCACAAAUUUCAGGAGGACGUGCAACUAUCUCACAAGUGCAGCAAAGUAUCUUCCAGGACCAGAUGACAUGUUGGUUCUAGAUAUUGCUUACAUGAUCUACAUGAAGUUUGCAGAGUAUCCAAAUGCUCUGCAAAUUGCAUUAUUUCUUGAUAACAUGCAGUAUGUGAAGCAAGUAUUUACCUCGUGUUCUGAUUUGCUAAAAAAAAAACAGUUCUGCUACAUGAUUGCACGUCAUGGUAUCACCUUUGAGCUUGACCAGGAGAUGGUUGCAAAUAACGAUGACAAAGACGCCCUACAAGAUAUUGUUAACAACACUAAGUUGGGUGAUGGAUAUCUGACACUUGCUAGGGAUAUUGAGGUCAUGGAGGCCAAGACGCCUGAAGACAUCUACAAGGCUCACCUGAUUGAUGGUCGAGCUAGCUCUGGUCCAAGUGUGGAUUCAGCUAGACAAAAUCUGUCUGCGACUUUUGUGAAUGCAUUUGUAAAUGCUGGUUUCGGUCAGGACAAAUUAAUGACAGUACCAUCAGACUCAACUGGAUCGGCUGGAAACUGGAUCUUCAAAAAUAAAGAUCAUGGCAAGAUCAGUGCAACUGCUAGUCUGGGUAUGAUUCAUUUGUGGGAUGUGGACACGGGACUAUCUCAACUGGACAAAUAUUUGCAAGUUAGUGAUAAUUCCAUAGUCGCUGGAGCUGUGCUGGGAAUUGGGAUUGUUAAUUGUGGCAUCAAGAAUGAUUGCGAUCCUGCAUUAGCGCUUCUUGGAGAUUAUAUUGACAAAGAGGAUUCAUCUGUCCGAAUUGGUGCUAUUAUGGGUCUUGGAAUUGCACAUGCGGGUUCCCAAAAUGAUGAGAUAAGAAACCGUUUGUCUCCAAUACUAAAUGAUGCAAAAGCACCUCUCGAUGUGAUUGCAUUUGCUGCACUUAGUUUGGGGAUGAUUUACGUUGGUUCGUGUAACGAAGAGGUGGCACAAUCUAUUAUAUUUGCUUUGAUGGAUCGGAGCGAGGCAGAACUGGAUGAAGCCCUCACUCGUUUCUUGCCUCUUGGACUUGGACUUUUGUACCUUGGUAAACAGGAAAGUGUGGAGGCUACUGCAGAAGUUUCAAAGACGUUCAAUGAGAAAAUCAGAAAGUAUUGUGAUAUGACACUUCUUUCUUGUGCAUAUGCUGGAACUGGGAAUGUCCUUAAGGUCCAAGACCUUCUGGCUCAGUGUGGGGAGCAUCUGGAGAAAGAUGAUAUUCACCAGGGUCCAGCUGUGAUUGGAUUAGCAAUGGUUGCUAUGUCUGAAGAAUUGGGUCUUGAUAUGGGGAUACGUUCUUUGGAGCGUGUGUUACAGUAUGGAGAACAGAAUGUUCGGCGGGCAGUGCCUUUGGCUCUUGGUCUCCUCUGUAUAUCAAACCCAAAGGUGACUGUUAUGGACACCUUGAGCCGGCUAAGCCAUGACACAGAUUCAGAGGUUGCUACGGCAGCCAUUAUCUCCCUUGGUUUGAUAGGCGCUGGAACCAACAAUGCAAGGAUAGCUGGCAUGCUUAGAAAUCUCUCCAGCUAUUAUUACAAGGAUGCCAGCCUUCUCUUCUGUGUGCGUAUUGCUCAAGGGUUUGUGCAUAUGGGAAAGGGUCUAUUAACUCUCAGUCCUUUCCACUCUGAACGGCUAUUGCUAUCGCCAACUGCUCUUGCUGGUAUAGUGACAUUGUUGCAUGCAUGCCUUGACAUGAGAUCCAUCAUAUUGGGGAAAUUCCACUAUGUGCUCUACUUCAUUAUUUUGGCGAUGCAGCCAAGGAUGAUGCUUACAGUGGAUGAGAACCUGAAGCCUAUCUCGGUGCCAGUGCGGGUAGGACAAGCAGUUGAUGUGGUUGGACAGGCGGGUCGACCGAAGACAAUCACUGGGUUCCAAACACACUCGACACCUGUUCUCCUUGCUGCUGGGGAGAGAGCCGAGCUCGCAACCGAGAAGUACAUACCGUUGUCGCCCAUAUUAGAAGGUUUCAUCAUAUUGAAGGAAAAUCCAGACUACAGAGAAGAGUGAAUCCAAAGUUGGAAGUGCGAGCAUAUGAAAGAAAGAGAGCCUUUAAAUACUUUCACUGUGGUUUUAUGUGCACAGUCAGUUUUUUUCUUUCUUAGUUAAUUCGCGUCUGUUACAAGGAAAUGGUUCACAAUCUUUCCUUUUCAAAAAGAAAAACCGCUUCACUGCGUCAACUAGGAACUUUUUGUGCACUUUUAACAUCAUUCUAUUAUAUAGAUGGAUAAGUUUUGAAAUCCAAAAUCUUUAA
This is a messenger RNA of Capsella rubella, 3114 nucleotides long. RefSeq names its product 26S proteasome non-ATPase regulatory subunit 2 homolog B. Gene Ontology annotation, molecular function: enzyme regulator activity. Gene Ontology annotation, biological process: regulation of protein catabolic process; proteasome-mediated ubiquitin-dependent protein catabolic process. The record is from RefSeq and is a predicted model, not a curated record. Bases 198 to 2870 code for a protein of 890 amino acids. Gene Ontology annotation, cellular component: proteasome storage granule; proteasome complex; nucleus. The transcript is spliced from 23 exons. NCBI's taxonomy places the organism in Eukaryota, Viridiplantae, Streptophyta, Magnoliopsida, Brassicales, Brassicaceae.